Molecule: messenger RNA, 1795 nt
Organism: Pyrus x bretschneideri (Chinese white pear)
Lineage: Eukaryota; Viridiplantae; Streptophyta; Magnoliopsida; Rosales; Rosaceae
Product: protein PIN-LIKES 3
Exons: 11
Coding region: 260-1504 (414 amino acids)
Biological process (GO): endoplasmic reticulum to cytosol auxin transport
Cellular component (GO): membrane
Source: RefSeq, a predicted model, not a curated record
CCCAUCUGCAUCGGGUCGACCCAGCUCAGACACGCGACUACUAGUAUAAUUGCUGCAUAAAUGCAUAAGCUUUUAAUGUUUUUCCUCUUCCCCUCCUCUCCUCUGUUUUCAUGAAAGCAAAACAAAAGCAAUUCAUUCUGAGCUUGGGCCUCGUUUGGCACAUGCCAUAAUACUACUAUUUAAUACGAAUCCGGAGAGGUGGCAGAGGGGAGGUGAAGACGAGCUAAUAAUAAUUUAGAAUAAUUGAUAAAAGAAAGGGAUGGAACUUCUGCAGCUGUUCGUGACUGCCUCAAUUCCGGUGUUGAAAGUGCUUUUGAUAACAGCACUUGGCUCUUAUCUUGCUCUUGAUCGUGUCGAUAUUUUGGGGGAAGUUACUAGAAAGAACUUAAACACUGUUGUAUUUUAUGUGUUCAGUCCUGCUCUGGUGGGUUCCAACCUUGCGAAGACAAUUACAUAUGAAAGCAUGGUUAAAAUGUGGUUCAUGCCAGUGAAUAUCCUCAUCACGUUUAUAAUUGGUUCCGUGCUCGGAUGGAUUCUCAUCCAAUUAACAAGGCCUCCUGCCCAUCUGCGAGGCCUUGUCUUGGGUUGCUGUGCUGCAGGAAAUUUGGGUAACUUGCUCCUCAUUAUAGUCCCAGCAGUCUGUAAAGAAAAAGGGAGCCCGUUUGGAGCUCCUGAUGUCUGUCACACAUAUGCUAUGGCUUAUGCUUCGCUCUCAAUGGCGAUAGGAGCCGUUUAUUUGUGGUCCUAUGUAUAUAAUAUUGUGCGGAUAUCUUCAACAAGGGGCACCCAAGAUUCUAAUCAGUCCACGGAAAGGUCCCCUACAUCCGACCAAGUAAGUUGCACUGAGCCGCUGCUUUCUUCAAAGGAAUAUGUCAUAGUUGAGGAAAAUGGGGAUCAAUAUUCACUGCCAUACACUGCUGUGCCUGAAGAAAAACCGAAGGUGACAACUUCAGGUAAACUAAAGCAACGUAUAGUGAUGGUGUUUGAAAAGAUCAAUCUGAAAACAAUAUUUGCCCCUUCAACUAUUGGAGCGAUUGUUGGUUUUGCAAUCGGAGUCAUUCCUCAGAUUCGAAAAUUACUGAUAGGAGAUGGUGCUCCUCUACGGGUGAUUCAAGAUACUGCUUAUUUGUUGGGAGACGGAGCCAUCCCAGCUCUCACCUUGAUAAUAGGAGGAAACCUGCUUAAGGGUUUGAGAGGGUCAGGGAUUCAGAAAUCUCUUGUUGUUGGCAUCAUAGUUGUUCGUUAUGUUGCCCUGCCUCUUAUAGGCAUAUUGGUUAUUAAAGGGGCACUGAAAUUUGGGUUGGUGCACUCUGAUCCAUUAUAUCUGUUUGUUCUUCUGCUUCAGUUUUCACUCCCACCUGCGAUGAACAUAGGAACAAUGACGCAAUUAUUCGGAGCAGGAGAGAAUGAAUGUUCAGUUAUCAUGCUGUGGACUUAUGCUUUCGCGUCACUGUCACUUACAUUCUGGUCCGCCGCCUUCAUGUGGAUUGUGACGCGACUGUGAAUCAAAAUUUGACAUGAGUUCUUUCUAAUACAAGUGUAGGCAAUUUGUCAGAAGAAAUACUACUUGGCAAAACUGUAAACAAGGGCACUUUUUGGUCCUGUAAUGUGUAAUCUCAGAAUUAAAUACAAAGUUGAGGAAUCCACUCUGCCAAAUCAAUUGUAAGUUGCAGCUGCAAAUAUGCUUGACCAGAAGAAAUUGAUGUGGUACGUGUUCAGACGCGGACAGUUUGUAGCUUGUAAUGUUAUUCCUUUUAUAAAUCAUGAACGAUGAAAUUGUGGUUUAAUUUUCAAA